UGAACUUGUAUGCUGAUAUGAAUUUAUGCUUAAAGUAAUUGAUUGCAUCCCUGCAUAGGUGUUCUCUAGAACUAUUAGGGCAGGGCUGAAGCAACUUAAAAUAUCUGCACCGAGCUUGAAUAUGUCAACCGAGUUGUCAUUGCCAUGAGGAGGGCUUGAUCUAAGAUGAAAAGCUGCAAAAAAUAAAUGAAUAAGACUCAAUUCGUAUAUAGCCUCAAAUCUAGCAGACUCUUAUGAAUUUUGUUGAUUGUUAGCACAUAAGAAAAAAAGAAUCAGUUAAGCCUCGCUCAUGGUGGACUUGAUUAAUGUUCCUUUAGUAGUAAUUAUUCUACUAUCAGAAUGAUGGAUGGCAUCUAGUUGCUUGUUGCAAGGAAUUUUUACUUGUCGACUUGUAAGUUGUGAGCUGAAUUAAUUUCUAUGCAUUUAUUUGGCAGUAUGCACGCCACAACUUGAAGAUGAUUUGAUGAACUUAUUGAAAGCCUUUAGGCUUGGUUUAAUAUUUUGUACAUUUUUUCCGCAUGGGCCAACCCCUCUUCAAAGAAAUGGUUUGACAUGUCAUUAUCAAAAUUGGAUGGUUAACUUACAAAUCUAGUUGUAGAAGAAAAAAAUUUGAUCUUUCAGCACAGGUUUGAGGUUCUACAAUCUUCUGAUGGUACCACGUCUGAUCACAGGAAGAAUACUUCAUAAUGUGAAUUACGAAGUUUGGUAAUUAUGGCUAUUGUAUUUUUGAAACGACAUUGAUUCUUGGUGAUGAUUGGAAUGAAACUUGCAAAGAAAUUAUGAGCUUAUGGAAGAUGAAAUCUUAAAUUUGAUGGCAUGAGCUUAUGGAAAAUAUUUUUACUCAAUGAGUCAUUGCCAGAGGUGGGGUUUGCCAUUUGGACAUAGGUUAAGGUGCUGGCAUGUGAAUCUGGUUUUGGUUGAGGGUGAUAAAGUUGUUUUAAGUGGUCAUCUACUUACAUGCAAUUGAUUCUAGUACGGGAUCUCAAAAUUGUAAGUCAGUUCUCUCUAUGAACUGUUUAUGAUUUUAAUUAGUUUCAGUAUGCUGUCUGUUAAAAGGCUUGAUAAGUUUUCAUGGUCUUGGGCAAUGAUUUUCCUGUCUUAUUAACAUUAAUUGAUUAGGCAUGAGAUUUAAUUGAUAGUUUAAGAAAAAGAAUGCUGAUACUGUGGUAUUGCAUCUGGUUAUGUUUUUUAUACUACUGACAGCUACAAUCUGACUGUUAGCACGUUUAUAGUGGUGCCUUCUUUUGAAGUUGAACUAGUUUGUAUUAACCUGAACUUAGUAGAUCAUUCUGCCAAGCUUACUUCACAUCCCUGUAUGAAGAUAGAAGCCUUGAGUUUCAAAAGUGCAUAAAGAAAGAAGACAAAUAUAAGAAAUUAGUUGUUUGGGCUUCUUGACUACGUUAUUAUUUUGGGAAAGUGAGCUUCAAGGGAAGUUUACACAGAUUUCCUUUUUUAGUUUAUUUGAUUCGAAAUCAUUGGGGAAAAAAAACUAGAACAGAUUGAUAUCGACGGUUAUUUGAAAACUGUGUCCAGCUACCGUUGUCUGGAGCAAAACACAGGAAAUCUUUUCCUUCAUACCAAAUACUUGGGUUGCCAUUCUUUAAUUUAUUUUUGUUCUUUUUCCCAACUCCCAACCACCCCUCCCCCUGGUUUCUUGCUAUCCCAAGCCUGCCGACUUCUUCAUGAUGGUUGAAGAAUAAAAUCAAAUAUUUGUUUAUUCAUGUCAUGUAGCAACAAGUUGUUUUUGGCAUGAUUAGUUUGAUUUAAGGAUACAUUCAACUUUGUGUACAUCAAUUCUUCAUGCAUGUUGGUGUGAUGAUGCCCAGCGUCAAUGUGUUACCUUCUUUCCCAUGUCGUCAAAGUUGUAAUUGGUGUGCAGUUAUUUUGUCCAAUGUAUGGAAACACUUUUUAAGUUUUUAUUUAAAGUAAUGCAAUAGUUUUCCUGUGGAAGAAUUGGCAUUGAUGACUUUACAUGAUCAUUUAUUACAUGAAUUGAGCACUUCUAUUAAUUGCUUAGCACGUACUAACUAAACCUAUUUGACUUGUGAGGCUGAACUUCCAGUUUUGAUCCUGCUGAUGCCAGCUAUUGUGUUUGCUUAGUAUGUGAAGUUAGUGGAAAUACAUGAUGCUAUAGGUGCCACAUGGGCUCAAAUAUUAUCGUCUAGAGUCAUGGAAGUCCUUCCUUGUUCUGGUGUAAGCUACACUGCAGACUCUGAUUGUCCUGACCAGGGUUCUGGAACCUCCUUUAUGUUUGCUGGAGAAUCAAACCGUGUAGAACGCCCUGAAGAAGUUCAGGCGACAGAGUUUAAAGUAGAUGACCUAGAGAUUAAUUUGGAAGGGCCUCUGGAGGAGAGGGAGGAUGGAAGUAAAUGGAGUCUUGAGGGACUGCCUGCUUCAGAAGUUAAUAAUAAUGGAGAUGCAUAUUAUGCAUAUGAGAUGGAUGGCCAGAAGUUCUCUUUUGAUUCUCAUGAUUCCGAAGAUGAGAAGUCUAUUGCUCAGGACCACAUGAUGGAAACUUGUCUAGAUACAUAUGAAAGGGGACAACCGAGUGGAGAUCAAGAGCCAGGACUCUCGCCUUCGGAAUCAAAAUGGCACGAAAGAGAUGAGUCUUUAGCUGUAUGGGUGAAGUGGAGAGGGAAGUGGCAGGCAGGAAUUAGAUGUGCAAGAGCGGAUUGGCCCUUAUCAACUUUGAAAGCCAAGCCAACUCAUGAUAGGAAAAAGUAUCUUGUAAUAUUCUUUCCCCGGACAAGAAACUAUUCUUGGGCAGAUGAGCUACUUGUUCGUCCAAUGAAUGAAUUUCCAGAGCCCAUUGCAUAUAAGACACACAAGGUUGGAAUGAAAAUGGUAAAAGAUCUGACUCUUGCACGUCGUUUUGUUAUGCAAAAGCUUGCUGUCAGCAUGUUGAGUAUACUUGAUCAGCUGCACAGUGAGGCUCUCAUUGAGACUGCUCGCAAUGUGGCGGCCUGGAAGGAAUUUGCUCUGGAGGCUUCCCGCUGUAAGAAUUAUAGCGACCUCGGCAAGAUGCUUUUGAAACUUCAAAAUAUGAUACUGCAGUGCUGCAUCAACGCAGAUUGGUUGCAACACUCUCUGCCAUCUUGGAUACAACGAUGUCAGAAUGCAAAUAGCGCCGAAUGUGUUGAAAUAUUGAAGGAGGAAUUGGUCGAAUCGAUUGUUUGGGAUGAAGUGCACUCGCUUUCAAAUGCAACAGCACAGCUUGACUUGAGCACUGAGUGGAGGACCUGGAAACAUGAGGUGAUGAAAUGGUUUUCAAUGUCAAAUCCAAUUUCAAGUGGUGGUGAUCUUGAGCAACCCAGCAAUGAUAGUCCAUUGACAGUGGGGAUUCAAAUGAGCAGAAAGAGGCCUAAACUCGAAGUUCGUCGUGCUGAAAUGCAUGGUUCACAAGCACAGGUUAUUCAGAGUUCACAUCAGGACGUUGCAGUUGAAAUUGACUCUGCUUUUUUCAAUGGUGAUCUCAAUAACACUGCAUCAUUGGAUUCUGAGCCAUCUAAAGAUUCAGUAUCUGUGGAGGCGACUGCUCAACCUAUCUCCCCAGGUACUGUUGCCGAUAGAUGGGCUGAGAUUGUUGUUGAAACUGGAAAUUCUGAUGUCAUGCAGUUGAAAAAUGUGGAACUGACCACUGAAAGUGGUGCUAUUUGUGUAAGUUCUUCAGAUGCCGUUGGUAAGAGUCGCCAAUGCAUAGCUUUCAUUGAACAUAAAGGAAGGCGAUGCGUACGAUGGGCGAAUGAAGGUGAUGUUUAUUGUUGUGUGCAUUUAACCUCCCGUUUUUCCGGCAGCUUAUCAAAAAUUGAAUCAGCUACACCUGUAGAUUCACCUAUGUGUGAAGGUACUACAGUCCUUGGCACUAAAUGUAAACAUCGCUCUUUGCUUGGUUCUUCUUUUUGCAAGAAACAUAGACCAAAAGAUGACCAAGGUAUCACCUCAAGUUUGCCUGAGAAUAGGCUCAAAAGAAAGCAUGAAGAGAGUUCAAUGAGAUCAGAAACCACAGAUUGCAAAGAAAUUGUAAUAUCUGGAGGAAAUGAAGCUCCUUUGCAUGUAAAGCCUAUCCAAGUCAUCGGUGGAGAAGCCUUCGACAGAAGCUGUUCACUUGCUUUGCCUGAGCAACCACGGGAAGAUUAUAGCAUCCAGGAGAUGGCUCACUGCAUAGGUUUAUGGUCUCAGGAUGGCUUCGAACCUUGCCAAGAAAGUCCAAAACGACAUUCUUUGUACUGUGAAAAACAUAUUCCUAGCUGGUUAAAACGUGCUAGGAAUGGCAAGAGUCGGAUAAUUUCAAAGGAAGUUUUCAUGGAACUCCUGAAAGACUGCCGUUUAAUGGAGCAAAAGUUGAAUUUACACCAGGCUUGUGAACUCUUUUAUAGGUUGUUUAAAAGUAUACUGUCUCUGAGGAACCCUGUUCCUAAGGAAGUCCAAUUUCAGUGGGUCUUAUCUGAAGCUUCUAAAGAUGUUAGAGUUGGGCAGUUCUUACUGAUGUUAGUCUGCAGUGAAAAGGCAAGGUUGGAAAGCCUGUGGGGCUUCAGCGUGAAGGAAAAUUUGCAGGCUUCCACCUCUCUUGAUGAACCUGUCACAGUCCCAAUGGUAGUAGAAAAUGAUCAAAACAAUGAGAACAGUAUAAAGUGCAAACUUUGUUCUGAAAAUUUUCUUGAUGAUCAAACACUUGGUACGCACUGGAUGGACCAUCAUAAGAAAGAAGCUCAGUGGCUGUUUAGAGGUUAUGUUUGUGCAAUCUGUCUGGAUUCUUUUACCAAUAAGAAAGUCUUGGAAACACAUGUACAGGAGAGGCACCGGGUGCAAUUUGUUGAACAAUGUAUGCUUUUCCAGUGUAUUCCAUGCAGUAGCCAUUUUGGGAAUCCCGAGGAUUUGUGGUCACAUGUACUAUCAGUUCAUCCUAAUAAUUUCAAGCAAUCAAGUGUUGUUGAGCAGCCUAAUCUUUCUGUGGUUGAUGAUACCCUGCAGAAUCCUAGUCAAGAGAAGUCAGCUGCAGUAGAUGAUCGGAACCCGGAGAGUCAGUCUAGCAUCCGGAAAUACAUUUGCAGGUUCUGUGGCUUGAAGUUUGACUUGCUACCUGAUCUGGGCCGCCAUCAUCAAGCGGCUCAUAUGGGGCCAACUCCUGCUGAUCCUCGCCUCCCAAAGAGAGGCCUUCGUCUCUAUGCUCAAAAACUGAAAUCAGGAAGACUCACUCGACCUGGGUUUAGAAAAGGUAUAGGAUCAGCGUCAUAUAGGAUUAGGAACAGAAGUGCUCAAAACAUGAAGAAACACAUUCAGGCAACGAGUUUGGUCAGUGCAGCAAAGUUUAAUGUCCAAUCCGUUCAGCCUGAUGCAGCUAGUCUUGGUAGACUGGCAGAUUCUCAAUGCUCAGCUGUUGCAAAGGUAUUGUUUUCAGAGAUUAAAAGAACAAAACCACGACCAAGUAACUUAGAAAUCUUAUCAAUUGCUCGCUUGGCUUGCUGCAAGGUAAGCCUGCAAGCCUCAUUAGCGGCAAAAUAUGGAACCUUGCCGGAGCGAAUAUACCUAAAAGCAGCAAAACUCUGCAGUGAGCAAAAUAUUUUAGUCAACUGGCACCAAGAAGGGUUUAUUUGUCCCAGAGGAUGUAGGCCGAUUGAAAGUGCACAUCAAUUGUCUUCUUCAGUGCCUCUUUUGGAUGAUGUAGUUGUAUCUAGAUCAUUGGUUCCUUUGAAUCCUGUGUCCAGUGAGUGGACGAUGGAUGAGUGUCACUAUGUUAUUGACUCCAGACAUUUUAACCAAGAUUCUGCUGAGAGAAUUAUCUUAUGUGAUGAUAUAAGUUUUGGGAAGGAGUCUGUCCCAAUAGCUUGUGUGGUGGAUGAAAACCUUUUGGGUUCUCUUCAUAUCAUGCCGGAUGGCUCUGAUGGCCAAAUUACAGCACACUCUCUGCCAUGGGAGAGCUUUACUUAUGUUACAAAACCAUUGCUUGAUCAAUCCAUUGGUCUUGAAGUGGAGAGUUCACAGUUGGGGUGUGCUUGUGCUCAUUCAGUUUGCUCUCCUGUAACCUGUGAUCAUGUCUACCUUUUUGAUAAUGACUAUGAAGAUGCAAAAGACAUAUAUGGCAAACCAAUGCAUGGCCGCUUCCCAUAUGAUGAGAGAGGUCGGAUCAUUUUGGAGGAGGGUUACCUUGUUUAUGAGUGCAAUCAAAGGUGCUGCUGCAGCAAAACCUGUCAGAACCGGGUUUUGCAGAAUGGCAUUCGAGUGAAAUUGGAAAUAUUCAAAACAGAAAAGAAGGGUUGGGCAGUUAGGGCAAGGGAAGCAAUCCUGCGAGGCACCUUUGUAUGCGAGUAUAUUGGGGAGGUCAUAAAUGAGCAAGAAGCAAGUGAGAGGCGUAAUAGGUACGGAAAUGAUAGUUGCAGAUUUUUAUACGAAAUUGAUGCUCAAAUAAACGACAUAAGCAGAUUGACUGAAGGGCAGGUCUCCUUUGUGAUUGAUACAACAAAUUAUGGAAAUGUUUCACGGUAUAUUAAUCACAGCUGCUCACCAAAUCUUGUAAAUCACCAAGUGAUUGUAGAAAGCAUGGAUUGUCAGCUUGCACACAUUGGUCUCUACGCCAGUCGAGAUAUUGCCAUGGGUGAAGAAUUGACAUAUGAUUACCGCUAUAAAUUAUUACCGGGAGAAGGGUCUCCUUGCCUGUGCGGAGCUGCGAAUUGCAGGGGUCGUUUAUACUAAAUGCUUCGCCAGCUAAUUGUUCUUACGCUGCCCCUGGUGGGAAGCCUCUGACUUUUCAAAUUGAGAAGUCAAGAGAGGAAAGCUAAAGGCAAAUUUUCUGAUUUGUAUCUGCUGCUUCUGUAACUGUUGAAAUGGGCAUGAAGCAUUGAGCUCGUCGCUUAAGUCCCACCUGUAGAAUUUUUGUUUUUUUUUUUUCCUGGUAUAGCAAAUUUUAUCUACCCUGAUAAUUUAAAGCAGACAAUUUCGAGCACU
Messenger RNA from Coffea eugenioides, 6942 nucleotides. RefSeq names its product histone-lysine N-methyltransferase SUVR5. The coding region runs from base 2170 to 6690 and encodes 1506 amino acids. The record is from RefSeq and is a predicted model, not a curated record. Gene Ontology annotation, molecular function: protein binding; histone methyltransferase activity; zinc ion binding. NCBI's taxonomy places the organism in Eukaryota, Viridiplantae, Streptophyta, Magnoliopsida, Gentianales, Rubiaceae. Gene Ontology annotation, cellular component: nucleus. The transcript has 11 exons.